AUGUGGACGAAGAAGGUUGCGACGUCGGUGGUCCUGGUCAUGCUGCUCCUGAUCAUCGCACAGGAAGUGACGGUGCCGGGGGUGGAGGCGAAGAGGAAGACGUGUCGGCAGAAGAGCAAGAGGUUCAAGAACCCUUGCUAUACCAACAGCAAGUGCGCGCAGGUGUGCCAUGGCGAGGGCUGGAGUGGAGGCAACUGCGACGGGGCCUUACACGAGUGCACGUGCAUCAAGAACUGCUAG
Lolium rigidum is the source of this 240-nucleotide messenger RNA. RefSeq names its product defensin-like protein 1. The record is from RefSeq and is a predicted model, not a curated record. The coding region runs from base 1 to 240 and encodes 79 amino acids. NCBI's taxonomy places the organism in Eukaryota, Viridiplantae, Streptophyta, Magnoliopsida, Poales, Poaceae. Gene Ontology annotation, biological process: defense response. The transcript is spliced from 2 exons.